Phytophthora infestans T30-4 is the source of this 642-nucleotide messenger RNA. Its product is annotated as ATP-binding Cassette (ABC) Superfamily. Lineage: Eukaryota; Oomycota; Peronosporomycetes; Peronosporales; Peronosporaceae. Bases 1 to 642 code for a protein of 213 amino acids. The transcript is spliced from 2 exons. The record is from RefSeq and is a predicted model, not a curated record.
AUGAUCAAAGCACCUGGAUGUGACGUGGAAGCGGUGGGCGCGUUCUUGCGCAACUUUGUGCCUGAAGCGAAGUGCUUGAGCAACUUUGGCUCGGAGGUUGUAUUCCAGCUCCCGUCCAAGUCUUCCGGAGUGUUCUCGACCAUGCUGCAAGUGCUUGAUGAUGAGAAGAGCAACCUGCGUGUGGUUCAGUAUGGAAUAUCUGUCACUACAUUAGAAGAAGUCUUCUUACGCAUCUCUCAAGAUCGCGAAGAAGAAGCGGCUAUGGGCGUAGCUGUCUGUGGCGUUGAAACAGUGGAUCAAAUUCGCAAGACGUCGGCGACGUCUGCGAACUCUCGUGGGACCUUGACAGGUCCGAGUUGGACGCCUAUCUCGACUGAAUCGACGAACCGUGCGAUGUUCUGGAGCCAGUACAGAGCGCUGUUGACCAAGCGUGUGCGUAUCGCGAAGAGGGACAAGAAGAACUUGUUGAAUGCAGUGUGUAUCCCUCUGCUCUUUCUGAUCAUUCUCGUGUCACUUCCUGAGAUCGACGUGGCAAGUUUUAUGACUACAAGUGACUAUGCUACAGAGCUGGCGUCUGUGUCUCGUCAAGGACGAUGCUCAAGCGCGAACUUCUCGUUGGUCUCGCGCGUCGACCUGUUGUGA